Molecule: messenger RNA, 930 nt
Organism: Tetrahymena thermophila SB210
Lineage: Eukaryota; Ciliophora; Oligohymenophorea; Hymenostomatida; Tetrahymenidae
Product: HMG box protein
Exons: 1
Source: RefSeq, a predicted model, not a curated record
UUAUAUAGAAAACAAUUUAUACUAUUCUACCAAAUAUCCGUUUAAGUAGUAUUGUAUUUUCGAUUGUGUUUUUAGGAAAAAACAUUUAUACAAAAUAAAAUAAAAAUAAAAAGUUAUUAAAAGCAAAUAAGAAGAACUAUGAUAGCUCGUUCACUUUUCUAGACUAAUAAAUAUUUUGCAAGUAAAUUUUAACUUUUAACAUUCCGUGAUAAUAAGUAUGCGAUUCCUAGCCCUCCUUCUAGGCCUGCAUUUGCUUAAACUAUCUUUAAUCAACUUUUAAGAAACAAAGCAAAAGAAAUUGGUUAGAAAUAAGCAGAUAUUAAGAAGAAUGAACAAUUAUUUAAGUAAUUAACAGAAUAAGCGAAGGUUGAAAGAGAAAAUGCUUUAAAAAACUAUGAAACAAGUCUUAAAGAAUAUGAAGCUAAAUUCAGUAUACCUAAAAGGAUUAAACCCGCCUUUUUCUAUUACUAUUUAGAAAAAUACGAUAAGACUGAAAAGUUAACAGAAAGUGUGAAAAGGCUAAGUAAAGAAUUCAAAUAACUUUCUGAAUAAGAACAGAAGAUAUAUAAAGAAAAAGCCGCUGAAGAUAAAAAAAGAUAUUAAGAUGAAUGCGAAAAAUUUGUAAAGCAGCAUUAGGAUUUAAUAGUUCCAUCAUUGUAUCCUUUGUAACCAUUAUCUUUGUAUGUUUCUGAAUAAUUUUCAUAGAAUCCUCAAUCAACAUUGAAAAAAAUUGCAUCAUCUUGGAAAUAGCUAAGCGAGGAAUAAAAGAAAUAAUAUGAAGAAAAGGUAAUCAAAAUUAAUGAAGAGUAGAAGUAAAAACUUGCUGAAUUCUAAAAAAAGAAUAAUUUAUCAGAUGAAGAUAUUAAGAAUUUCAAGAAGAGAAAGCAAAGAUCUAAAUCUGUUGAAUAAAAAGAAAGUCAGAGCUAAUGA